Molecule: messenger RNA, 939 nt
Organism: Gossypium raimondii (Peruvian cotton)
Lineage: Eukaryota; Viridiplantae; Streptophyta; Magnoliopsida; Malvales; Malvaceae
Product: zinc finger protein 7
Exons: 1
Coding region: 318-845 (175 amino acids)
Source: RefSeq, a predicted model, not a curated record
ACUGUGUCGAAAUUGUUGUUGCACCACAUUGAUUCUUGAAUUGCUAGGAAUCCAAGUGCGAUGAAAAGAUAUAAACAGAAAAGGUUUUCCUGGGGAAAAAAAGGUGACAAGACAUGAACAGUGCCCCAAGAGUACUCGAAAUAAAUGGAUCCAUUCACUGAGAAACGUGAUAAAGUUGCGAAACAUCUCUGUUGCCACUUCUUUUUCCUUUACAUAUCUGCUUACAUAUUGUAGGGCGUUCCGCGAUGAUCCUAUAGUUUCGUUAAUCUUAAAAAGCUUUUAAGACCUUCCAGGUUUCAACUCGAGGGGUGGCAGAAAUGAAAAGCAAUCAUCAAAUGGAUGAAAGACAGGAUGAAGGCGUCGACGGAGACAAUUCAACAGAGUGGCUUAACUUGAGUCUCGGUAGGCACGGAGAUAUUGUUGCACCAAAGAGUGGUUUCCAAUCAAAAUAUGUUCCCAACAAGGUCUUCUCUUGCAACUUCUGCAGGAGGAAGUUCUGCAGUUCACAAGCACUCGGUGGCCACCAGAACGCCCACAAACGGGAGAGGGGAGUAGUUAGACGGUAUCAGUCGGAGAGACUGAUAGCAAGGGUGGGUUUGCCUGUAAAUAGGCCAAUGUCCCGAUCACUUGGUGUUCAUCCCCAUUCACUUGUGCGCCAACUGAACACAGCUUGGAGACCUGUGGUUGCAAGAUUCAAUGACUCCAACAAAGAGAUUGUGGGGGCAUGGACUGGAUCCAUUGACAGAGAUACAAGUUUGAACUGGCCAGGAAGUUAUCAUGUGGACUCGCAAUCCUUGAAAUCACCAGAAGAGCUGCUAAAAAUCGACUUGGACCUCCGGUUAUAAUCUCCUUCCAUAAAUUAAAUGAAAUGUUCUGUAAUGCCUAUUUCAUGAGGUUUCUAGUGCACUUUUAACAAUCAAAAACUUUAUGUUUCGAUCA